This is a messenger RNA of Coregonus sp. 'balchen', 1047 nucleotides long. NCBI's taxonomy places the organism in Eukaryota, Metazoa, Chordata, Actinopteri, Salmoniformes, Salmonidae. The record is from the annotation of a GenBank genome assembly.
AUGUUCAUGAUCAUUCAGAAAGACUCUUCCGUCGGAGAAAGCGUUACAGAAGGGAUGAGCACGCCGCAUGAGAAAACUGCAAAACAGGUGUGUGUGUGUGUGUGGUUUGUGUGUGUUUGUUUUCAUGUGAAUGCUUCAUUUACAGUUAAUUACACAAUGUAUUUAGAAUGUGGCUGAUAUAUUAAUUAUACUGUGUCAUUUCUCUUACUCUAAUAAACAAACUUUGAUGUUUUAGCGUCUUUUUGUUUUUCAGAUUAUAUUAUGUGGCUAUAUGUCUGUCUGUCUGUCUGUCUAUGAUUGAGGGGCUCACUGCUGUGUAUUAGGGGGAGUUGAGGGGUAGAAGAUGAGAGGAUUGAUAUAGAAUGAGGUGGGGGUAGGGAUUUUCUUGCAGGUAUGGUAUAUGAAACCAGUGAAUCUUAAGGGUUUUGGCAGAGGUUAUGGGAUGAGAUACAUUUUUUGAGAAUUUUCACCUGUGAAUUUAACCUCAAACACUAAUUUAUUCAUUAAUCAAUGACUGUUAAUUAUUCAGUGUGAAAUAAUAACAUCUUAUUAGUUUAAUAGUUUUUAUGAAACUUUAGUAUGGAAAUUGACUCAGUCCCUGACUAUCAGUAUGAAUGUUGUUAUAAUGGAUCUCUCACAUGUACUUUCCCCAUGCAGGUAAAAGCAGCGAUCAGUAAGAAGGUUCAGAGGCAGCAGAAGAAGCAGAGGAGGUGGUCCAGUGAGCAGAGUGGAGUCUCAGAGGUCUCAGCGGCUGGAGUCAAGCCCCCCCAUGGUAGGAGGUACACUCCCUUCCCCGUGACAGCGAGAGACAGAGAGAGGGGUACAGGGGAUGAAGAGGAGGAAGAGGAGGACCUGGAUGUGGAGGAAAAGGUGGCAGAAAUGAUGAAGACGGGUAGUCAGAAGCAGGAAGAGAAGGAGCCCAUAGACCUGCUGCCUAUAAUGGACCCAGCGUUCGGACCGGUAAGAACCAGGAUGACCUGGCAUAGACCUGCUUUAGCCGUGAGUGUGAGUGUGUGUGUCCAUCCAUGCCCAUCCAUCAAGGCAUGA